Messenger RNA from Clavispora lusitaniae ATCC 42720, 678 nucleotides. RefSeq lists its product as uncharacterized. Gene Ontology annotation, biological process: import into nucleus. Gene Ontology annotation, cellular component: cytoplasm. The record is from RefSeq and is a predicted model, not a curated record. NCBI's taxonomy places the organism in Eukaryota, Fungi, Ascomycota, Pichiomycetes, Serinales, Metschnikowiaceae.
AUGACAUCCAUAGUGUUUGGGGCCACAGGCCUUUGCGGAAAGGAAAUAUUGAAACAUGCAGACAAGCAGCCAAACUUGACCAAACUUGUAUCUGUUACAAGAAGACCAUUUGAUUUCGAAAGUGAAAAGCUUACAAAAAGAGUGGAAAGUGAUGUUGACAAAUAUGGUGAAAUCAUCAACGAAGUUAAACCAAAAAUAUGUUUCUCUGGCUUAGGUACUACUAGGGCUGCUGCAGGUUCAGCGAAAGCCUUUGUUGAUAUCGACUACGGUAUCAACUACAAGAUUGCUAAAGCCGCUAAAGAAGCGGGCGUCGAAACAUUUGUUCUUAUUUCAAGUAUUGGAGCAAAUGCUCACUCUCCAUUUUUAUACAUGAAGACGAAGGGUAGAUUGGAGGAUGAUGUGAUUGCGUUAAAGUUCCCACGAACCAUCAUCUUGAGACCUGGCCCGUUGUUGGGAGAGCGUGAGAAAUCGAAAGGCAUGCUUGAUAAGAUGAAUGUUUUCGUGAACAAGUUUUUCCACGGUACUAUCAUUGGUCGGUGGACGCUCUGUCCCAUUUACGGCUCGGAAGUUGGUAAAGCUGCAGUGCAAUUAGCGCUGGAGAAAUUCAGUACCGCAGAAGGUCCGGUAGUUGAAAUAGUCGGAGGCAAAGAGCUUUUGGAUGUUGCUUCCUCUAAUUAA